Sebastes umbrosus (honeycomb rockfish) is the source of this 4396-nucleotide messenger RNA. RefSeq names its product SAFB-like, transcription modulator (gene sltm). Gene Ontology annotation, cellular component: nucleus. The transcript has 20 exons. Bases 49 to 3234 code for a protein of 1061 amino acids. Gene Ontology annotation, biological process: regulation of transcription by RNA polymerase II; regulation of mRNA processing. Gene Ontology annotation, molecular function: RNA binding; sequence-specific DNA binding. NCBI's taxonomy places the organism in Eukaryota, Metazoa, Chordata, Actinopteri, Perciformes, Sebastidae. The record is from RefSeq and is a predicted model, not a curated record.
GAAAACGGUCUGCGCGCGCACCGCACGGUUCUGUGUUAUUGAGGUAAAAUGGCGACGGGGGCCAUUUCCGCGGAGUCCAAGAAAAUAUCAGAAUUAAGAGUUGUUGACCUGAAAUCAGAGCUCAAGCGAAGGAGUCUGGACACAACUGGUGUAAAGAGCGUUCUGCAAACGAGAUUGAGACAGGCUCUUGAGGAUGAAGAUGGAGACACAGAAAAUAUUGAAAUCCAGCUUUCAACUGACACGUCAACUCGGAAAAGUGGGAAAGUUAAAGGGAAAAAAGUGGAUUCAGAUGCGGACACUACAGGGGAAGAAGAUGUGCUUUCCAAGGAAACUGAAGAGUAUGAAUCCGAAAAAGAUAUAACUGAUACAGAUGAUGGUACUCGUGAAAAUUCUAAGCCUGCACCCAGUGAGGACAGCCUCGCUCAGCCUGAGGCUGAGGCCCUGGCUGAGGCUGAACCGGAGUCAGAAGCUGUGGCGGCUGAGGCUGAUUCAGAGCCUGACCCAGAGGUGGAUGCAGAGGCCGACCCAGAGGUGGAUGCAGAGGCCGAGCCAGAGGUCGAUGCAGAGGCCAAGCCAGAGGUGGAUGCGGAGACUGAGCCAGACAUCGAUGCUGAGCUAGAGGUCGAUGCAGACGCCGACCCAGAGGAGGAUGAGGAUGCCGACCCAGAGGUGGAUGAGGACGCCGACCCAGAGCGGGAUGAGGACGCCGACCCAGAGAUGGAUGGGGAGGCUGAGCCAGAGGUGGAGACCGAACUGGAUGAGAUGGAUGAUGAAGCCAUGAAUUCCUCUAAAGAAGCAGAGGACGAUCACCUAUCCGUCUCAAUCCCAAAUGAGGAUGCCAUCACCCUAGAUGUUGAUGGUGAUGAUCUCCUGGAAACAGGUAAACAUGUGAAACUUCCAGAUCCAGAGGCCGAGAAGGGCACUGAUGAGCCAGAGGCCUCUGCUGAGACGGGCCGAGAUGAUGACAUGAAGGCGGAAGAGACCGGGGGCCACAAAGAUGGUAAGAAAGAUGACGGAUCCAGGGGUGAGCCCGCGAAGAAAGACGGCAGAGAGGCCCUGAAGAAAGCCGAAACGGGAGACAAAGAAAAGGAUUCUGGGAAGAAAGGCCCCUCCGCUACUGGGGCAUCAGGUCAAGCAAAGAGCUCUUCAAGAGACAGAGAUGGAAAAGGUGCAAAAGAUGAAAAGGGAGUCGUCAGCAGUAGCAACAGCAGCUCUUCUCGUAACAUAUGGGUGAGCGGCCUGUCUUCAAACACCAAAGCAGCUGAUCUAAAGAACCUGUUUGGCAAAUAUGGGAAGGUUUUGAGCGCCAAGGUGGUUACAAAUGCUCGCAGUCCUGGUGCAAAGUGUUAUGGCUUGGUGACAAUGUCAUCCAGUACAGAGGUGACACGGUGCGUCUCCCACCUUGACUGUACAGAGCUCCACGGACAGCAGAUAUAUGUUGAAAGGGCCAAAAAUGAUCCGUUCAAAAAAGAGGGCUCAAAGAAGGAAGCCGAGGACAAAGCAAGUUCCAGCAAAUCAAGUGAUAAGCGCAGUUCCACUGGAGUUAAACCGACUAACAAAGCACAGCCAUCUUACAAAAAAGAGGAAAAGAAAGUGGAUAAAGUCUCAGAAAAGGACAAAGAUCUAUCCAAGAAACAGGAGGUCAGAGGUGGAAAAUCUGAGUCUGGUUCAUCUAACUCGGGACAAGAUCUUUUGAAGAAAGAUGACAGAAAAUAUGGCCGGCCAAAGAGCCCAGGCAAGAUGAUGAUGGUACAUCAUCCCAGAGCAGAUUCUAAUUUUGGCAAAAUGAGACCUUUCAGAAGGGGAAGGUAUUUUGAUAAACCCUUUGUCAACAUGAAUGUCCAAAGGCGGCCAAAAUGGUUGAUUCCUCCUGAAGAGUUAGAGAUGAUGAGAGACAAACAGCGUCAUUUUCCAAACAAGGGUGAAGACAUCCUGCCUUUUGAGAAGAUGAAGGAACAGAGGAUGCGUGAACGGGUGGCUCGUCUCGAGCGUGUCCGUAGAGCCGUAGAGUUGCGCAGGCGGCGUGAAAUUGCAGAACAAGAACGUCGGGAGCGGGAGCGCAUCCGUCUGUUACGGGAGCGUGAAGAACGAGAGAAUCUGCUUAGGGAGCGCCAGAGACUUGAGAUGGAAAGACAAAAACUGGAAAGGGAGCGCCUGGAGAGGGAGAGGCUCGAGAGAGAAAGAAUCCGUAUUGAGCAGGAACGACGUAAAGAGGCAGAACGCAUGGCACGUGAACGUGAGGAGCUGCGAAGGCAGCAGGAGCAGCUCCGUUAUGAGCAAGAAAAGAGAAAUAACCUCAAAAGGGGCCGUGAAGUGGAACAUGGCCGCAGAGACGAUUCCUAUUGGAAUGGCAACAAGAAGAUGCAGUCGGAAUCUGAUGUCCGUUUGAACCAAGGCUCCAACUACAACCGGCAGCAGAACCGCUUUUCAAACUUCACUCCCAGAGAGAGGGGUCGUUUUCCAGAGGCUGCUGCCGAGCAACCCAACACGUAUGACAGACGUAACCGGUUUGACGGUGAGCCAGAGGUUAAGAAGAGUCGCCCUGCUCCUCACAGAGAGAGCUCUGGCUUUGAGCGCUAUCCCAAGACCUUUGAAACAGUCCGCAGAGCUGAGCCGCCACCUCCUCCACGCACCGAACUCCGGGACACCGACCGCAGGGACAGAGAUGAGAGGCGGCCUGUGCCCAUGCACGAUCGCCCUAUGGGAGCCAGAGCUACAAUGCCUGGCAUGUCGCACAACCGCUCACCCAGGGAUGGAGGGCAUGGAUGGAAGAAUGAUGGUGGCAUAAACACUAACAAGGGAGAUAUACGUAAUGCUGGGUUGAGUAGAGGACCUAUGCGCAUGCGUCCAGAGCGAUCAGGACGAGAAGGUCCAGGCCCUGUACUCAGAGGAGGCUCCUCGGCCAGCCGUGGAAGGAGCAGCUUUAAUGAUCGAGCUGGAGGAAGACCCAUGGUGAUGAAUGAUCAGCCAUUCAGCUCCGGCCGCCAGGUCGUGGUGGAGCGUCACAGCAGGGAUCAGGGACUGAGGAAGGAGUGGCACGGUGCGUCAAGCUCCCAGGGCGGCGGCUACCAAGAUAAUCGCAGAAUGGGAGACAGCCGGGGCAGCAUGAUGGCUCCUUCCAGUCACUCUUCGUCUGGAAUGAACCGAAUUGUACAGAUCACCAACAACUCCAUUCCCAGCGGUGGCAACGUGGGCGGAUUCAAGCCCUUCAAAGGAACGCCGCGGCAGUUCUAACCGCCACCAAAUUCUGCCACUUAAAAAAAGCACCUGAAAAUUUGAAGACUUUUCUGAACUCUUUAUUUUUAGAAUAUCAACUGUUUUAGGUGGCUGAUUUGUAGCCAUGAGGUUGAUCACACUAUUUUAUUUUGUAUAGAGUGUUUACCUCGUUGUAGGGUUUUUCCCGACAGUUCUGCUGUUACCGUUAAACAACCCUGUGCAUACGUUUUACUUGACAUUUAGGAAGAUAUUGUACAGCCCUAGGUCUUUGUAAUAAGUUUUCCAGUGAUGGUACCAACCUCUCCUCUAACUGAGUGUUGUAUGUAUAUUUUCAAUAGCCUAGUGACACACUCAGUUUUCUUGUGUAAUGUCUUAUUUUAGUGUAUUAUAGAGCUCAUUUAGUGUCAGGGAUCAUUCACUCAUUUGGAUGUAUCUCUGAGAAAUGACAUAGGAGUAUUUUCUUUUUGAAAAAGUCAUACUUGCUGUGGACGUCCUGUUUUGUAAAGAGUAGUUGGAUUUGCUAAAACAAUGUUAAACUGUAAACUAGCCUGCAUUGUAGCAAAACACCUCCCAUAGGCCAUGAGUUGAAUUACAUACAGGCCUGUGUCUAAAAUAAAAUCUGGCUUUCACAUCUGUUACUGCAGAGCAUUCAAUGGUGUCAGCGUACCUGAGAGGACCGUAACACAUUGUUUUUGUUGUAUUUUUACGUUUGCUCAUUGUUAUUCCAACAAUUCUGCAAAUUCGAUUACACCAGGCGGUCAAGUAAUGUCUCAUAUUUUGGCAGUUUGGGUUUCUCAGUCACUCCGUAGCUUGAAUUUGAGGAGGAUAUGGUUUUGUGAAUCACAUGAUAUUGUGUCAAUUAACCCUGUGAUACAAGCAGGAAGUACUUUGAUGACAGCUUGCAGAGUUUCAGCACACAGCAUGAAAUCUGCAUGUUGAUUAAAAUAUGACCGGUUAAGUGUCAACCGUGACUAAACAAUGACCUCAAACCUCCAUAAUGCUUUUUCAGUUUUAUUUGUUAAUUUAAUUUAAGAACUGUUCAGAGUUUUUUUGUCUUUUGUAUAGUUGGACCAACACAUCGAGGUCUGCGCUGCAUGUAGUUAGGCUGUAACACACUCUUUACUACACACCUGUCAGAAGUGGUUGAUGAAGCUUGAUUAAAGAAAACUGAUGAGCAGAA